Toxoplasma gondii ME49 is the source of this 962-nucleotide messenger RNA. RefSeq lists its product as hypothetical. Gene Ontology annotation, cellular component: mitochondrion. Gene Ontology annotation, biological process: regulation of mitochondrial ATP synthesis coupled proton transport; positive regulation of proton-transporting ATP synthase activity, rotational mechanism; peptidyl-lysine trimethylation. Lineage: Eukaryota; Apicomplexa; Conoidasida; Eucoccidiorida; Sarcocystidae. Gene Ontology annotation, molecular function: protein-lysine N-methyltransferase activity. The coding region runs from base 1 to 840 and encodes 279 amino acids. The transcript is spliced from 3 exons. The record is from RefSeq and is a predicted model, not a curated record.
AUGGCGCUGGCAACUCCCACCGCGGGCGGGCCUGGCGCCUCCACUGACCUUACGGGGUCCUCAGCUGCUCCGUCUGCCUGUCCGUCUUCCUGCGACGACUUUGUCUUUCCGUUGGCAAGCUUGUCUGAAGCGCAGCAGUGGGAGGAAGAGCAGAUGCACGACGAGUCCACGAAUCUCAUUUCUCCUUUCUGUCCGGCAUCCGAGGCGCAGAUCCACGCUGCCCUCGCCUUCGGAAACGUGACUCCCUCCGAUGUUGUUCUGGACCUGGGCUGCGGCGACGGCCGUGUGUGUCGCACGGCUGUUCGCCUCUUUUCCGUGUCACGAGCUCUCGGCGUCGACAUCAAUCCGUUUCUCGUGAAGGAAGCCGAAGCUCUGACGCGAGAAGAGUUCCCCUCUUGCUGUUCUUCGUUGGAGUCUUCGCGGUUCCACUUCUUCGAGCUUGGCAUUCCAGCUGAUGAGGACGAUGAAGACAGUGAGCAAGGCGAGGACGGCGGCGGGAUCCCAAGGAAGUCAGGCACAGCAGUUUUGACAAGUCGGAGGUUGCUCCUCACAAUCUCUCGAUUUGUGAACGACGUCGUGAAUCUCUCGGCGUUUGCGGGGGUGGCCUCCAAGCUCGUCUGUGUGGAGAGGAAAUUUGAGUGGAUGCAGCGCGCGUCCUUCAUGGUUCGAGUCCGCUUCGAGGAAAAAGUCUGCAUGCCUACGUCGUCCUUUCUUCCCGCCAGGCAACAAACGAGCGUCUGGUUUGCCAGGGACCAGCCCUCUGGAAGCCACCUUUUCGUGAGAGAAACAGGGAAAACUGUCGCUCUGCAUCGACGCAAAAAAAACUGCACAAACAAGUGACGUUCCUCUCAAGAAAAAGAAACGGGCUCUUUACCGAAUCUGAAGUUUUGAGGACAGUUUUCACUGCCAGCACAUCUCGUGUGGACUGUGUAUUUGGAGACCAUAGAGCAGGACGCUCUUUU